GUAAACAUCCUGUUACGACAGACAGUACACAACUUCAUUCUACAUAUAAAAUAUGGCAUCUGACAAAUUUCGCAUUGCCAUCAUCGGCUCAGGCCCAAUUGGAAAAUUACUUGCGUGCUCUGCAGAGCCACAUCCGCGCAUCGAACUCACCCAGUACGAGGCAGAUACGCUGCCAUUACGUCCAUCAUUUGGAUACGGAAUUGGGCCGCAGACUUUUCGUGCAGCCAAAGUGCUUAACCCCGAGUUUGGUCAGCGGUUCUACGAAGAGUCCUUUAAGGAUAUUAUCUGGAUGCGAUGGUGGCACAGCGGCGAGGAAGACCGAUUGAUCGCUAAUGUGGACAUGCCUGAAGGCAAAGUGUUUGGUAGAUUGGGCCGGGAGGAGCUUAUGCAUCUUCUGGAUGAUAGUCUACCAGGAGGUAUGAGUAAAGAUGAGAUCCAGUACGGUAAACGUCUAGUUGACGUACGCAAGACUGGCCCACAGCAAUUAGAACUGGUUUUCGAGGAUGGCUCUACGGAUAAAGCGAACGCGGUAUGGGCAGCUGACGGCGUGAAUUCAUUCUGCCGCAAACUUGUGCAAGGUGAGGUCUAUCGGCCACCUAGUUACACCGGCAUGCUGGCCUACCGGGGCAAGGUGGACGCCGGCAGAGUGACAGAACUGGUUGGAGAAGCGUUUUCAAAAGAGACCUACUGUUUCAUAGGGGUCAAAGGAUGGCAUGUGCUUAUUUUCCCAAUCGAGCACGGCAAAUUUGUGAACAUAGCAGCAUUCUGCGUGGAGCCUGAGGAAAAGCGUUUCAGGCGCGAUGAAAAGGUGACUCUGGAACAGCUACUCAGCUACUAUCCUGGCCGGGGUUCCAAAAUAGAUACUUUGCUUAAGCUCGUACACAGUGACACCCACGGUGGCUGCCAGAGGCUUAACAUCACUCACAUACAGAAGCUUGAAACACUGGUCAACCCAGAGCUUUGUAUGACUCUGUUUGGCGAUGCAGCAAAUGCAAUGACUCCGCAUAUGGCAGGAUCUAUGUCGUGUGGCUUCAUCGGCUGCACAACGUUCUUGCAUGAGGAAUGGAAUCCUCUUAUUCGGUCUGGUUCGCUUCCUGAAGAUGCUCCAAAUGAACAGAUUGCAGACGCCCUGGUCCAGGCUUCACAGGCUUAUGAAGAAAAGCAUCUUCCACUGGCGCAGAAGCUAGUUAAUAUGUCUGCUGAGCAAGGCCCAAUGUGGAGUGGUGGCAUUACGGACGUGAAGACAUUGAAAGAGCGGCCACUGUUCCUGUGGAGUUCAGCGGAUGAUAAGAACUGAGAAAAGAAUGUACCGAUAUGAUACAUGUCAUAGAAGAAAGCUUCUUUGGGAUAUAGCAUACGAACAUACUAUCUCAUACACAACUAAUCAUCUUCACUUGUAACAUGCCA
Molecule: messenger RNA, 1407 nt
Organism: Talaromyces stipitatus ATCC 10500
Lineage: Eukaryota; Fungi; Ascomycota; Eurotiomycetes; Eurotiales; Trichocomaceae
Product: salicylate hydroxylase, putative
Exons: 2
Coding region: 53-1297 (414 amino acids)
Biological process (GO): secondary metabolite biosynthetic process
Source: RefSeq, a predicted model, not a curated record